AUGAAUAUAGAUAAUGAUGAAGAUAUGAUGGUUGAAUCAGGAUCGACUACCACCACUGGUUCAAGUGUACAAAAGACCAGUGUUUCAUCGAAUGUUUUCGAUCUCGACAAUUAUAUCAGUGGAUAUACUGGAUUUACAAAGAUACAUCGUUUGAUGUUCAUCGGUGAGGUCUCUGGUGACUUUGAAGCAGAGGCAAUCGAUCGUGCGCAACGCGAGAUAAAGUCUGGUCAGAACGUUGAGCUCUAUGGUCAUCUCAUCUCAAAGAUCACCAGUCUCAAACCGGACUUCCAGUGGGUCGAUUCCACCAACAAGCGUAACGCGCAGCAACUGGAGAAACUCGAGCAAGAUCUCAACGCAGCCAAGUCCAACAUGGUGAAAGAUGCGAUCCGUAUUGCACACAACGAGCUCGGUGACCACUACUAUCGUAUGGGUGACUUCCCCAACGCACUCAAGUGCUACGUGCGUACACGUGACUACUGUACCACCUCCAAACAGAUUCUCACAAUGUGUUUCAACAUCAUUCGUACCGGUGUCGACAUGGGUAACUUUAUCCACGUAAUCAACUACGUAACCAAAGCCGAACAAACCUCCGAUCUCGACCAAGUAUCUCUUGCCAAACUUCGUUCUGCCAUGGGUCUUUCAAAUCUUGAAACCGGUAAAUACAACAUGGCCGCUAAAAAAUUCAUUGAAGCUCCAUUUGAUAAUUCUGGAAAUCUUUCAGAUAUGAUUUCACCACAAGAUAUUGCAGUUUAUGGUGGUUUAUGUGCAUUGGCAACAUUUGAUAGAGCUGAAUUGAAAAAGAAGGUCAUUGAUCAUCCAGUCUUUAGAAACUAUUUAGAAUUGGUACCAGAGAUUCGUGAACUUAUCAAUGACUUUUAUAACAGUAAAUAUAGUUCAUGUUUGAAUUAUCUUGAGAAACUUAGACCAACAUUACAAUUAGAUAUUCAUCUUCAUGAUCAUAUCGAUAAACUUUAUUCAAAGAUUAGAUCAAAGUCGUUGAUUCAAUACUUCUCACCGUUCUCCUCGAUCGAUCUCAAUACGAUGGCAGUUGCAUUCAAUACCAAUGUGCAAUCGUUGGAGAAGGAGAUCAGUAAGCUUAUUAUGGAUGACUCUAUCUCUGCCAGAAUCGACUCUCACAACAAACGUCUCUACGCCAGAAAGACCGACCAACGUAGUGUCACCUUUGAAAAGUCGUUGCAGGUCGGUCGUGAAUUCCAAUCGAACGCCAACGACUCAUUGCUCCGUUUAAAUAUGCUCAACAACAAUUUGGUAACCAACAGCGCCAACCCAAAUCAACGUAAAGAAGACAAAUUCUUUGAUCCAAUGUUAAUGAUGCAAAUGGCUCAAUUCAACCAACAACAUAGAUAA
Heterostelium album PN500 is the source of this 1368-nucleotide messenger RNA. It is a transcript of the gene CSN1, whose product is annotated as COP9 signalosome complex subunit 1. The record is from RefSeq and is a predicted model, not a curated record. The coding region runs from base 1 to 1368 and encodes 455 amino acids. Lineage: Eukaryota; Evosea; Eumycetozoa; Acytosteliales; Acytosteliaceae. Gene Ontology annotation, molecular function: protein binding. Gene Ontology annotation, cellular component: COP9 signalosome. The transcript is spliced from 3 exons.